Messenger RNA from Pediculus humanus corporis (human body louse), 2346 nucleotides. RefSeq names its product Cylicin-1, putative. Lineage: Eukaryota; Metazoa; Arthropoda; Insecta; Psocodea; Pediculidae. The coding region runs from base 1 to 2346 and encodes 781 amino acids. The transcript has 4 exons. The record is from RefSeq and is a predicted model, not a curated record.
AUGAUUUACAAAAGAGUCACAGACGAUGAAGCAAAUAAGUUAUUUUAUUUUCUACAAAAAUAUUCAAGAGAAUGGCCUUUAUUGAACAAUGUGACAUGGGAAGAAAAUGGAGCCAUAUUUGCUGACGUAACUUAUGGAAGUUAUAUAAUAAUAACUAUAGGACUUAUUAUUGGACAAUGUUCUGGAGAAUUGAAACGCUGUAGGAAAAUGGAAAAUUUUUUUCUCAUAGUCGGAGCUAUACUAUUUAUAGCGACUGGAAGCCUUGAAUUAGCAGCGUUGGAAUCGGUCGAAGAAAGACUCGUAGAUAAUGCCGCCAUAUUGGGAGUUUUUUCCUUGGUAGCAGGUUUUCUAUUCAUAAUAGAUCUUUUAACGGCUAGCAAAAGAAGAAAAAGGCAAAAAUUAAAAUCAAUUAAUAAAGAAGGUUUGAGUAAAUUGACGCAAACGGAAGAGAAAAAUUUAAAUGAAAUUAUUCAAAGCGAUGUCAAUGGUAAUAUUCAAACGGAGGGAGGUGGUCAUAGAAUUCCAAAAAAUGCCGUCAAAUUAUUACCCACGUCACCGGUUUUAAGUGAGUAUGUGUUUCCACCGCAAAAAUAUACAAACAAUCAAUAUUUAGGACCUGUGGAUUAUUAUCCAGAACCGUUACCCAUCGAUAAAGAUGAAUUGAAAACUCACGAAGGAAAAAUACGAUACACGGAAAGUUUUCUCCGAUCUGAAAAAGGAUUGUAUCCGAAUUUGAGAAAAGGUUCCGAACAGGAUCGAUCAAACAAUCAUUAUUUUAUACCGACCGGAUAUGUAUUAGUCCCUGCCGAACAAUUUCAUUCGAAAAGUCCGACGAAAUCCGAUUCUGGAAUUGGUGAAUCUUACACUCCUCCGAGUUAUACAAAAGUUAUACCGAGUGCAAAAUUAAAAACUAAAAGAGAAAAAGAAAAUUUUUUAGAUACAUCAGCAAAUGAAAGUUAUCCAUUAUCAAGAAAGAAAUCUAUCAGACUUCAACCUUCCGGAAAAUUGUCGAAAACUCCUCCUCCACCAUCAGAUGCGUAUUUUCCAAAUGGAAAAGACGCAGGUUCUGAUUCGUGGCACGUUCACGGUAAUUCGUAUAAAGUAAAUUCGAGCGAUUUAAGCGAAAACGAAGGCAUGAGACCGGACUCGAAAAAUGAUUACGAAAUGAAACAAAUCAAGCCUCAAAAAGCGAUUAAUAAAAAUUUUGAGUCUGAAGAAGAUUCAACGGAUGAACAUAAACGUUCGUAUUCCAUAGAAGAAUAUUCCAGGCCGAGUUCUAGAUUUUCACAAGAGUCUAGAGAAUGGUAUAACAAACAUAAGGGAAAUAUGAAAUAUGAAGGACACGGGAACGAUCAAAAUAAAUUUUCGUAUUCCAAAAGAUCUUCGCCGUUUAACAAAUCGGUACCGACUUCUCCAUUUGUAAAACCAAAAAGUAUUUUACGCUUUGACGAUGAUCGCUCUUCGAAAAAACAAAACGAAUUUAAUUAUAAUAAAAAUCUUCAAUACGAUAGUUUAGAUAGUAAAAAAAUAGCAGAAGAUUUAAAAACUCUUAAGGAAAUCACAACAUCAAUCGACUACGAACAAGAAAAUUACAUGUUGAAACAAAAAUUACGUAAAGAAUACGAAGAAAGAGAAAAAUUAAAACAAAAAUUUAAAAAACAACUUGAUACGGAUAACGAUGAUUCGGAUGAUGAAAAAAACAGGAGAGUAUCGGAAAAAGAAGAACAAUAUUUCGGUUUGAAAGAUUUAAAACAAAGUCAUAAAGAAAAAAAAUUCGAACCACUAUCGAAAGCAAUAAGUUUGGAUACUUAUUUAAAGAAAGGAGAUGGAAAAGAAAUAAACGACAGAAUGAGGGAUAAAUAUUUUGAACGUGAAAGUCAAGCAUCGAGAGAAGCACAAGAAUUUAGAGAUUUAAUAGACGAACAUUCAGACGAAACAAAUUAUUCGCAAUCAACGGAUGAGGAAAUACGACUUAGAGUUGAAACUCCAGGUUCAUAUAAAUCCGAAGCAUUAGUUUGGGUUGAAAAUCCUAAAGAAAAUCAACCUUCUUCCACGUCGCCACCGAUUUCUCCAACACAUCCCGGUUACGUUUUAUACAGAGCACAAAAUUGGCCUGAAUCUCCAUCACCAACAGAUCGAUUUAAUUUCAAUGCAAAAGAAGCACAACAAAUAUCAAUAAAUAAAUCUCCAACACCACCGAUUAUCGAUCGUUUAAAAAAUGAUUAUCCUUAUUCGAAUGACAAAAUGAAUUCUCAAAAAUCACGUUUGUUAGAUUUCGAUCAAAUAUCGGAAAACGUUAAAGAUUCUGUGAUGACGUCACGUCAAAAAGGAUCACGUCUAAUAUGA